Lichtheimia ornata is the source of this 216-nucleotide messenger RNA. RefSeq lists its product as uncharacterized. Gene Ontology annotation, biological process: mitochondrial electron transport, ubiquinol to cytochrome c. NCBI's taxonomy places the organism in Eukaryota, Fungi, Mucoromycota, Mucoromycetes, Mucorales, Lichtheimiaceae. The coding region runs from base 1 to 216 and encodes 71 amino acids. The record is from RefSeq and is a predicted model, not a curated record. The transcript has 2 exons.
AUGCCUGUCGCCAAGAUCGUCACCAACCCCCACUUUGCCUUCAUCACCCCCGAGAAGCUCGUCCGUGUUGCUCCUUCUCUUGCUAUUUGGGGUGCUGCUGCCGGUUCCGCUGUUAUGUUGCUUGGCUCUGAUGUUCCUCUUGUCAAGAAGGAUAUCUUGUCCCGUAUUCCCGUUGUUGGCUCUUACUGGGCUGUUCCUGAGGAGAGCUCUGAGUAA